This is a messenger RNA of Opisthocomus hoazin, 489 nucleotides long. NCBI's taxonomy places the organism in Eukaryota, Metazoa, Chordata, Aves, Opisthocomiformes, Opisthocomidae. The record is from RefSeq and is a predicted model, not a curated record.
AUGGGGCAAGACGUGGGGAAGGGAAACUACUGGACCUUAGACCCCAACUGCGAGAAGAUGUUUGACAAUGGGAACUUCCGUCGCAAACGCAAGCGGCGCUCCGAGCCCAACGCCCCCACGACCGCGUCUGCGGCCUCCUCUCUGGGGGGCCUGAAGGCCGAGGAAGAGCGACCCAUCCCAGCCGCAGGCAAACCGGGUGGAAACAGCCCACCCCCGGAGCCGGACGGCCGGCUGACAGGGGGUCUCGGCGGUGACCUGCAUCACAGGAACUUCUCCGCUGGGCAGCUGAGCAGCGGCACUUUCACCCCUUCCAGCAGCUCUUCUCAGGAGGUGCCUUCGCCAGACCAGCUGCAGCGGGUUGCGGGACCUUCCCCUGCCUACUACAGCUCCUUCCAUCCCAGCAGCGGCAGCCAGGGAGCCCAGUACAACCACUACUACAACUUCACGGUGAACAGCCUCAUCUACACCCGGGACGGAACGGAGGUGUAG